Saccostrea cuccullata (small rock oyster) is the source of this 1110-nucleotide messenger RNA. RefSeq lists its product as uncharacterized. Gene Ontology annotation, molecular function: protein binding. The coding region runs from base 1 to 1110 and encodes 369 amino acids. The transcript is spliced from 2 exons. NCBI's taxonomy places the organism in Eukaryota, Metazoa, Mollusca, Bivalvia, Ostreida, Ostreidae. The record is from RefSeq and is a predicted model, not a curated record.
AUGCAUGGGAUUACAAACAGCUGUAUGGUACUUCUGUGCACAUUUUUGAAAGCAGAGAGUUUGCUGUUCCAUGGACAAACCAAUGUUACCUCAUCGGUUUCUAGUGGACAUUCUGAUCCUGAAGUGUACAAACAACUUCUUAAUUUGGAAAGGGAUUUAAUUUCAAUAAUGAGGGAUCAGAAACAACAAGCUCAGAAAUUCGAACAAAAACAAACCUUAUUAGAGGGAGAGAUUCAAUCGCUGAGGCAAUGGAAUCAAACGGCCCAAAUGAAGAUAUCAUUGUUAGAAAGUGAAAAUAAAAAUUUGAAAGAAAGACUAGAAAACAUGAAUUCUUCAUCCACUUUCUUAAAACAAAACGUGACAACAUCAGAAGAUUUGAGAAAGCUUGAGAACAUUCUAACCUUCGAAAUAGAGCAGACUGUCAGAGACAUUGAGGAAAAAAUAAUGAAGAACAUGUCUACCACAAUCACAGAUCUUGAACUCCGGGACCGAUAUCUAUCACUUUCUCUUCUGGAUGUACACAGCAACAUGACUAUCCUUGACCACGCACUUUCUAAGCUCAAGCAGCAGCAGAUGACAAAUGAAAAGCAACAGAAUAUAACAAUACAAAAGUUAUCUCUUUCGGUGUUGGAUGUACACAACAACACAGCAGAGCUAUCGUCUUCACUUUCUAGUCUAGAUGCGCAGCAGAAACAGAUGAAGAGUGAGAUCCAAACAGUGACAAAUUCACAGCAAAAGGACAUUACCAAACUGAACGAUACAAUUAUCCAUCUCAAGAAUCGUAUGUUCAAUUGCUUCAAACAAUUUAAGCUUUUACAGCUGCAGAAUGUUGGUCAAACAUAUGCAAGUGAAGACACGGUCAUAUUUCCAACAGUCAUAUACCAGGCGGGAGGAGGAUACAAUCCUACAACAGGAGUGUUUACCGCCCCAAAGGCUGGUCUGUACCUUAUAUUCUGUACCAAUGUGGCAGAUCACUAUAAAUCCUUCUGGACACAAAUAAUGAUUAAUGGUUCACCUAAGGUAGGUGUCAUGGCUUAUCUUGAUGGAUCUGUAACUGUCCUCCAGUCAGCCUCCAACCUUGUUGUCCACCAGUUACAAAUGGGAGAUUGA